UUAGCAACUGAAAAGUACCUCCGCGCGCUUAUACGUCAUCAUCACAAACCAAAGGACUCUUUCAAUAGUGUAUCCUUGCGCAGGAGUGGAUAACAAAUAACAAAGGCAAUCCUACGUUCGCAAUGCCUUCGCAAUCGCAUCGAUCCCCUUCGCGGAUGUGGCGGGGCAUGCCGUGGGGAGUGAAGGCAACGAUCCAACUCCUUUCCAUUCUUUUCGUUUGCAUGGUAGAUGCGGCAGCACUCGAAGAUUCGGACGGGGUGGUCUCCCUUUACCGCACCAUCGAAGAGGGAACCGAUUGCGACUUUGCCGGAACGAUGGUGAUUGGAAACUUCUUCUCGCUGGGACCGGACGACAAGUUUUUCGCUCUCGGGAGCGGCCAGCGCACCGCCUUCAACAUCAUGAUCGACCACAUCAACCGCCACAAGUGUGGCGUCAGGCUGGACGGGCUGGACGGCAACUACGCGAUCGAGCUGCGCACCUACGACGACCUGGGAUCGACGGACGGGUCCUCCGCGGUCGCCUACAAGCUCGCGAACGACAGCUCGGUGGACGUCCUGACGGCCGGCUACUCGAGCACGCUGACCCAGCCCUACGUCGAAAUAGCGCACAACGAGAGCGACAAGCUUGUCCUGGCGCCCGGUGCCGCCUCCACAAAGGUAUUUCUGGACAAACCGCUGGCCUUUGGGAUGCUGCCACCCACCCAGAAAUACCUCUUGCAGGCGGUGAAAGCGCUGGCGACGAUCAGCGGCGCGAAAACCAUGGCCACGGUGUGGGAAGAUGCGAGUUUCACCAGGGGGGUUUGCGCCGCGGCUCCCGGCCUGGCCGAGCAAUACGGAAUGACCAUGACAUCGAUGACGGAAGUCGUCAAUACUCCGAAUGUCACCGUGCUGGAACCCAUCGCCGCAACCCUCCAGGCCGAAAACCCCGACGUGGUCAUCACGUGUGUCUACGAUUGCGCACCGUGGGUUCGCGCGAUGAGAAAGGUCGGGUGGAGCCCAAAGGCGCAGGUGUUUACGGUCUGUGUCGGACAGGAAAAAUUUUCCAACGAAAUCGGCACCGACACCGCCUAUCUCAUGGGCGUCACACCGUGGGAUGCUUCGCUGCAGAUCGAAGACGCGGUAACCGGAUGGACUCCCAGUGAAUUUGCUUCGCUCUACCGAACUGUCCUGGGCGAGGAAGAAACAGCGGACGUUGCCUACCAAUCGGCCAUGGCCGGCGCUUUGAUAAGCGUCCUAUACCAAGCAGUAGAAGCCGUUGGGAGUUUUCAAGACAACGGUCCGGAACUAGCGGAAUACAUUUCGAACAAUUCUUUUGAGACGAUGGGUGGCAAUUUUUCAUUCGACGAAAACGGUCAAUCGAUGGCCCCCUCGUUGAUGGUUCAAUACGACGCCGAGCAAUUGGUUCACACCAUUUACCCUCUCGAAACAGCGAGUGGUCCCAUCUUGUACCCCAUGCCUAGCUGGGAUCACCGUGAUUGUACUUUAUUGAGUACCUGUGAACAACAAGCGGACAACAUAACUGAUUACCUCCCGAUGGGGAAUGUUUGCAACGACGAAGGUAUCUGCGUAUGCGGUGAUUCGAUCAAUUUCAAAUCAGUCGGUUCAGGUUCUACAGCCAAUUGUAUCCCCCUGGAAGAAAUGAAUUACAUCAAUGCUAGCUUGAAAACAUUGAGUUGGGUUUCGGUUGGAUUUUUGCUGGCAUUUUGUAUAUCUGCAUUGGCAUGGAUCUGGUGGUAUCGGGAAAACACAUUGGUCAAAGUUAGUCAGCCUUUGUUCUUGGGGUUGAUUGUCACUGGAUCAAUUCUGUCUAGUUCGAGUAUCAUUCCGAUGGGUGUCGAAGCUUCGUACAGAGAAGACACCGACAACAUAAAGGCCGUCGAUGCCGCGUGCAUGGCAAUUCCUUGGUUGUGGGGAAUGGUACGUACCGUCUAGUUUAGAAAGGACAAAAUGAUCGAUUGCAACACAAGCUGACACGUGCAUUCUCUUUCAAUUUUCUCGGAUUGUGUCACUCUGUUCUGAAUCUAAAAACAGGGUUUCGCUGUGACGUACUCUGCUCUUUUCGCAAAAGUUUGGAGGGUUCGAAAACUUUACAGCCUUGCAGCUCGGAUGAAACGGCAAUCGGUAGACUACAAAGACGUAUACUAUAUUAUUGCUAUCAUGCUCUCUGCCGAACUGAUAGUACUUGUGGUAUUUCAAGUCAUUUCUCCCCAUACGUGGGAAAGGACCAUCAUUUCAGAUGU
Molecule: messenger RNA, 2239 nt
Organism: Pseudo-nitzschia multistriata
Lineage: Eukaryota; Bacillariophyta; Bacillariophyceae; Bacillariales; Bacillariaceae
Source: the annotation of a GenBank genome assembly